AUGUUAUGGAAUGUAUUUGAAUAUUUACAACAGUUUUUUAAGGAACUAUCUUAAAAAUCACUGAGUGGAUUGAUGGCAGUAAAAGUUGCAUUAACCAUACUUUUGGUUUUAUAUGAGUUUUAAAUAGGAGAAAUAGUAGCUGAGGAAAUGAUCUCAAGCAACCAUAAACUGUAAGUAAUUUAGACUCAGAGUCAUGGGCAAAUGUACAGAAUUAUUUGAUGUACCUAUUCAAGUUGGCUUAGAAUGUAAAAUUAUUUUAUUCUUGCAAAAUUGGAUAAUACCAAACCUUUGAUCAGUAGGUCACUUACACUUAUUAGACCGAAUCUACUUGGGAGAAUCAAAUACACUAGUUUAAAAUCUUCAAGAAGCAACAAAACUUUAAAGUUACAAAUCUACAAUAUCGAGAAUAUCAAUAGAAGAAGCUAGAAAAUCAUUUAUCCAACAAAACUGCAUCUAGAUUUUGAAUUUGUGUAUAGGUGUGUGUUAAAUAGAAAAAUAAGACAUAAAAAACAUAUAUGUUGAGAUCAGUUGUGUCCUUUGGAAUGAUGCCAUGCUUUAGAAGUAUGUCUAUAAUAAUAUUAACGAAUCUUAGAUGUGCAAAAUGCUUGAUUCAUUUCGAUUCUUGCCACUUUAAUAACUAUAAUCAUUAUAAUAGGUAUAUUGGGCUACCACUAAUUCUACAAAGAGUAUUAAGUGGAUUUAUAAUAAUAGAAAGUACUUCGAUAAUUAAAAUAUUGUUAAGCAGCCAUCUUGGUUUGAAGAGAAUAUUCAAAUUAAUAGAGAAAUACAAAAUAGUAUAAUUGAUACAUUUAAAAUAACAUUAUUCCUAGCCUUUUCAAAAAGGUUACUUUCCUAAUUAUCCAGUCAAAGGCUGGCCAAUAUAUUAUUAGGCGUAUUGAUAUCUUACUACAAUACCCUGGAUGAUUUGUGUGAAUUUAAAGCGCUAAAUGUUCUUUAGUUUGGAGUUGAACAAGGAGAGUUGAAUACAUCCUAUGAACAAUUAAGAGGUAUUUAUCUAGAAUGAUCCUAACUAUCUGAUUAUCUGAGUAACUUUA
Paramecium octaurelia is the source of this 1055-nucleotide messenger RNA. The record is from the annotation of a GenBank genome assembly. NCBI's taxonomy places the organism in Eukaryota, Ciliophora, Oligohymenophorea, Peniculida, Parameciidae.